Manis pentadactyla (Chinese pangolin) is the source of this 1772-nucleotide messenger RNA. It is a transcript of the gene TOMM20, whose product is annotated as translocase of outer mitochondrial membrane 20. The transcript is spliced from 5 exons. Gene Ontology annotation, biological process: protein import into mitochondrial matrix; tRNA import into mitochondrion; protein targeting. NCBI's taxonomy places the organism in Eukaryota, Metazoa, Chordata, Mammalia, Pholidota, Manidae. Gene Ontology annotation, cellular component: mitochondrial outer membrane translocase complex; mitochondrial outer membrane. Gene Ontology annotation, molecular function: transmembrane protein transporter activity. The coding region runs from base 128 to 565 and encodes 145 amino acids. The record is from RefSeq and is a predicted model, not a curated record.
UGCACGGCGUUCGACAUCCCUUCCAGCGGGUGUCGGUUGUGCGCAGCGACGUCCGCACGGACACUUCGCCCUAACGGCUUCUUUGUGAGCCCCGCCACCGCCAACCCCACUCAUCAGUUGAGAGAAGAUGGUGGGCCGGAACAGCGCCAUUGCCGCUGGGGUCUGCGGGGCUCUUUUCAUCGGGUACUGCAUUUACUUUGACCGCAAGAGGCGGAGUGACCCCAACUUCAAGAACAGGUUGCGAGAACGAAGGAAGAAACAAAAGCUUGCCAAGGAGAGAGCUGGGCUUUCCAAGUUACCAGACCUUAAAGAUGCUGAAGCUGUUCAGAAAUUCUUCCUUGAAGAAAUACAGCUUGGUGAAGAGUUACUAGCCCAAGGUGAAUAUGAGAAGGGUGUUGACCACCUGACAAAUGCAAUUGCUGUAUGUGGACAGCCACAGCAGUUACUGCAGGUGUUACAGCAAACUCUUCCACCACCAGUGUUCCAGAUGCUUCUGACUAAGCUUCCAACAAUUAGUCAGAGAAUUGUAAGUGCUCAGAGCUUGGCUGAAGAUGAUGUGGAAUGAGAAACAUAUCAGUGUAAUAAUCUCAAAAAUAUUUUUAGAAUCUUGGAAGAUAAGCAGCUCUGGGGGACUAAGGGCAAAUAUGCUUGUUGUGAACUGUCCUACACUGAAAUCUACCAAAGUUAAUUUUUACUUUGUGUAGAUUUAUGCAUCUGUUUUAUUUAUUUUUCCCAGUGAAAAGUGUAUUUUGAUAGAGAGCUUUUCAUUUUAUAAAUACACUAUGAAUUAUCAAAUUAUCAUGCAUUUUGUUUAUUCCUAAUAUGUGCAAUUAAAAUGUACAUAUAACAUCACAUUACUUAACAUUGAAAAUACCAAGUGCUCAGUUUGAAACAGGCCAAAAAAUGUAGGAGAAAUCAGAAGAGCACAUAUUUUUUGAACUAGUGCAUUUUGCUCUACAUCCAAAAAUUAGAUGGAAACUGGAUUGUGUUUAUGAAAACUGAGCAUUAAAACCUUUGAGAGACCAUUUCUUUCCAUUUAAAUUUAUUAAAUUUAUGCGAGGUAUGCUUCUGUGCUGUGUUAACAGCUUCACCCCCUCCCUGUGUAUCAGUCUUGAAAUGUUUUGUCUAAAUCAGUGGGCUUAAUAUGUUCUGGAUAUUUAUCUCCUUGUAUUUUAGAUGUAUGUAGUUGCAAAUAGCACCAGGAAAUAGAUCUAUGUACACCCCUAAUCUAGCUGUUUGAGUUUCACCAGUUAAAGUCUGCCCACUUUCUUGAUUUUUAAAAUGAGGGAAUUGGUCUGCUAAUUCAGAGAAGUGUCCCUUUGAGCUUCUAAUUCAUUUCAUUCUCUUCAGCAUUCUCAGAUCUACCUUCUGAAGGAUAUGUUUGUUUGGGCAACCAGGACUUGCAUUUUUUUUUCUAAUACUCUAUUUUGCAUGCUUGCCUGACUUAAGUGUUUCUGAAUUGAGUAUUUUUUUAAGGUAUAAUUUGUAUUAAUUUUCACUGAAAUCAUACGAUUUUGUCACUAUUGUAAGUUAAUCUGAAACUUAACCUUUAAGGUAAUAUUGGGAUGAUAUGCUUGUUCUCCUUUGUUUUUUGUCCUCAGUGUACCUCCUUAACCCUCCUUCAAUCUGAUUUAUUUAUCUUGUUAUAAUGAGAAUAUGGGGUAACCUGGCUGAAGACUUGCAAAAAUGCAGGCAGUGGAACCCCUUAUUCUUAAAGUGAUGGAGUAUUCAAUAUCAGACCUGUGAAUAAAGAUCCUUGAUACUUUAUGUCA